AUGAAUACACUAAAUGGCCUCAAGAAAGAAUUUUCUAUUUUAGUAAUGCAUGCACAACUAGGCCUUGAGGAAAAAAUUGAAAAGAAUCCCAAGAUAUUACGUGGUCUUAUCAUAUGGUUGCAGGCACAUAUGCAUUGGAAUGACAAACUAAAAAAUAGAUCACUUGAAGAAACUUUCGAAAGUAUUCAUCCAUUUUAUGAUUUUAUUGAUUGCAGUCUGAUAGUGGACAUGAGUGAAGUCUUUCUUAAAGAUUUUAAAUUUAAUGAUGAUGUUAGUAUUGUUUUUCAAUUAAAAGAAUACAAGAAAAAAACUGAUCAAAUUUGUGUUUUAGAUCAAGUGAAGCAUCUUAAUGAGGCAUUGCAAACAAUAUAUGAAAGAUAUAUACCAGAUACAUCAAAUAUGCCAAUGAUUUUAAUGAAGCUUCAUAAUCCAUGGGAUAGUAGUGAUGUCAAUGGACUUUUUCUACUGAUUUGUAAAUUUUUCCCAGUCGGAUACCAAGAGUCAAUAAGGAAGCAUAUUACUGUAUCUUUUGGAUCUGUUAACGUCACAUCAGCUGAUAGCAUAAUAGAAUAUACUGGAGGGAAGUUACAGUUUAUGCAUCUCAUUGGUAUAUUUAGUUUAUACAUUAAUGAUCAUCCGUUCCUUCAAGAAGAUGUGAAUAGAAAGUUAAACUUUGGCCUAGAAGCUCUCGUUGAAGCAGUUACAACUGGUAAUGAUAAAGCUUCAGAGUUUCUAACUCAUCUUGAGCUAGAUCGCCAUACUAAUUCAGAAGGCAAGACAGCACUAAUGUUUGCUUGUGAAAGAGGACACGAGGACAUUGUACUGGUCAAACUGUUGCUGAUGGAACGAGUUGAUCCUAAUGUUCAAAACAAAGAAGGACGUACUGCUUUAAUGCUUGCCAGUACUAAAGGACAUUAUGAAGUAGUCAAGUUAUUAUUAGAAUGGAAAGCUGACCCAACUAUUAAAUCUAUGAAAGGCAACACUGCGUUAUCACUUUCAAAACACUCUAAAAUAAAGGCAUUGAUCAACGACAACAUGGAUAAGAAGGAUGAUGCUGUAACAGUAACCAGUGGUUACCGUACAACUGCACCAUCAGAUAUCAGUAGUAUGAGUAGUUGUCCUUCAACAUUAACUUUAUAA
Messenger RNA from Amphimedon queenslandica, 1140 nucleotides. RefSeq lists its product as uncharacterized. The coding region runs from base 1 to 1140 and encodes 379 amino acids. Gene Ontology annotation, molecular function: protein binding. The record is from RefSeq and is a predicted model, not a curated record. The transcript has 2 exons. Lineage: Eukaryota; Metazoa; Porifera; Demospongiae; Haplosclerida; Niphatidae.